AUCCAGGCCGUUUUUUGAGGCAGCCGGGGUCUAGAUACGGGAUUAGAAAUCGCGACUCGAUUUGAAAAAUGGCGCCGGAACAACGCGCCUGAUCUGGCAUCGCCUGGACUGUCUGACAAGAUCGCAGAUUGGGAGAGAAAGAAAUCUAGAGAUUAUCAAAUCGUUACCUUCCCUUUCCCGUAGAUUCUUAUUCUCCAUCCAGUGACCAUCCCCGGCUCUGUUUCCGCCACUUGUAUCUUGUCUCUUGUUAGAUCCGUUUCCCAUUCGAAAACCCCACCAACCGCCAAACUGUUCUCCUCAACCUUUAGAAGAACUCUCCGAUCCAGCGCAUCUGGUCUCACAGUCGCUGCUGCCGCAACCGCCUUCAAGAAAAACACUCCGGUUCAACCUGCCGAACUUCAGGCCGUCACAAAAAGAAACAUGCACAGCAAAGUAGUCAUCAUCGGCUCUGGGCCGGCCGCCCACACUGCCGCCAUCUACCUGGCCCGCGCCGAGCUGAAGCCUGUACUCUACGAGGGCUUCAUGGCCAAUGGUAUCGCCGCCGGUGGCCAGCUCACCACCACGACCGAGAUCGAGAACUUUCCCGGUUUCCCCGAUGGCAUCAUGGGCCAGGAGCUGAUGGACAAGAUGAAGGCUCAGUCUGAGCGUUUCGGCACCCAAAUUAUCAGCGAGACCGUUGCCAAGGUCGACCUCUCUGCGCGCCCCUUCAAGUACGCUACCGAGUGGUCCCCCGAGGAGUACCACACUGCCGACUCCAUCAUCCUGGCCACCGGCGCCUCUGCCCGCAGACUUCAUCUCCCCGGAGAGGAGAAGUACUGGCAGAACGGUAUCUCUGCCUGCGCCGUUUGCGAUGGUGCCGUUCCUAUUUUCCGCAACAAGCACCUCGUUGUCAUUGGUGGUGGCGACUCCGCUGCUGAGGAGGCCAUGUACCUCACCAAGUAUGGCAGCCACGUUACCGUGUUGGUUCGCAAGGACAAGUUGAGGGCCAGCAGCAUCAUGGCCCAUAGGUUGUUGAACCACGAGAAGGUCACUGUCAGGUUCAACACCGUCGGUGUCGAGGUCAAGGGUGACGACAAGGGUCUCAUGAGCCACCUGGUCGUCAAGGAUGUUACCACUGGCAAGGAGGAGACUCUUGAGGCCAACGGUCUUUUCUAUGCCAUCGGUCACGAUCCUGCUACCGCCCUCGUCAAGGGCCAGCUUGAGACUGACGCCGAUGGCUAUGUUGUCACCAAGCCUGGCACUACCCUUACCAGCGUUGAGGGUGUCUUUGCUGCUGGUGAUGUUCAGGAUAAGAGGUACAGACAGGCUAUCACCAGUGCCGGUACCGGCUGCAUGGCUGCCCUCGAUGCCGAGAAGUUUUUGUCGGAGCACGAGGAAACCCCCGCCGAACACCGCGACACCAGCGCCGUACAGGGCAACCUCUAGAGUUGAUUUCUUGGAUAGACAGCGUUUCGCUUAAAAAGUUGGUUCUGAAAAUACAGGAAUGAUACCCAGAGUAUGGCCGGCAAUUUUGAAUGCUUGAAAUUUUAGAUGUGCCAUGGAAUAUAAGAGAGAUGUCGGUUUUUGCCGCACCCGGGCAGUUCGUAUAUGUAGUGUUUAUACCAAAACACCAGCGAACAAGGAUUGGUCUCGUUGGCCUUGUGGAGCUAUGACCCCCUACCCACGGAAGCACUUAAAAGUUAACAGCCUUAACGAGGAAGUCACGGAUCAUAAUGUGAUUCUCUUACAUCAAAUUGUCACACGAAGGAGGAACAGCCGUCAAGCUCAAGAGACUUCUAUCGAUCCUAACAUUAACUCGUGUACUCGUCAGGUCUACAAAUCGACGGUCUGACUAGCGCCCCGGGCUAUGUGGAUGGGAUAAAAAUUUAGCGUUGAAAGCCAUGCGGGCCUCCCGCGCAAGUGUGGGUUAGGUACAGAAGAAAAUGGUUAUCUGUUUGACUGGCAUCACCUUUCUUCAGUCGUAUCGCAAUGCGAACAACCUACUAGUU
Messenger RNA from Neurospora crassa OR74A, 1988 nucleotides. It is a transcript of the gene cys-9, whose product is annotated as thioredoxin-disulfide reductase. Bases 421 to 1425 code for a protein of 334 amino acids. Gene Ontology annotation, cellular component: cytoplasm. Gene Ontology annotation, biological process: removal of superoxide radicals. The record is from RefSeq and is a predicted model, not a curated record. The transcript has 3 exons. Lineage: Eukaryota; Fungi; Ascomycota; Sordariomycetes; Sordariales; Sordariaceae. Gene Ontology annotation, molecular function: thioredoxin-disulfide reductase (NADPH) activity.